Molecule: messenger RNA, 771 nt
Organism: Ostreococcus tauri
Lineage: Eukaryota; Viridiplantae; Chlorophyta; Mamiellophyceae; Mamiellales; Bathycoccaceae
Product: Tetratricopeptide repeat
Exons: 2
Coding region: 1-771 (256 amino acids)
Biological process (GO): post-translational protein targeting to endoplasmic reticulum membrane
Cellular component (GO): membrane; TRC complex
Molecular function (GO): molecular adaptor activity; protein binding
Source: RefSeq, a predicted model, not a curated record
AUGUCGGUCUCGAUCGACGCGUCGUCGUCGACCUACCACAGAGAACGAGGGAACGCUUCGUUUCGACGCGGCGCCUACGACGAGGCGGUGGAGGCGUACGCGCGAGCGAUCGAAUCGCGCGCAGACGAUUGCGCAUCGCUGACGAACGCGAGCGCGGCGUAUAUGGAGCUCGGGAGGUACGAUCUCGCGGAGGCGGCGGCGCGACGCGCGCUGGAGGCAAACGCGGCGUGGAGGAAAGGGUACGCGCGACUCGCGCGAGCUCUCGAACGACAAGGACGCGCGAGAGACGCGUGCGAUGUGUAUAGACGAGGAAUCGAGGUAUGCGGGGAGAGUGCGCAGAUGCAGGAGCGGCUAGACGCGCUCGAGGAGAGCGCCGCGAUGGAAGACGCGUCGCCAGAGGCGCUGAAGGAACGCGGGAACGCAUUCUUGAGAGACGGUGAUCUCUCCGCGGCUGAGGAGGCGUACACGUUGGCGAUUGAUAAAAGUACGGCGAGCGGGGCGACACUCGUGGCGUUGUACAACAAUCGCGCAGAAACGAGACGACGCGCGCGAGAGCACGAAGCCGCCGUCGAAGACUGCACCAAGGCGCUCGAGCUAGAUCCGAUCAACCUCAAGGCCAUCUUGCGUCGAGGCGGGACGUACGAAGUGCUGGAGAAAUACAAGCGCGCGUGCGACGAUUACGAGCGCGCGCUCGCGAUCGAUCCGAGAGAUCCGUUUCGCGUCCGCGAGCGACUCAGGCGCUGUCAGGCGUUGGCUCGAGAGCAAUUCUAA